This is a messenger RNA of Rubroshorea leprosula, 783 nucleotides long. NCBI's taxonomy places the organism in Eukaryota, Viridiplantae, Streptophyta, Magnoliopsida, Malvales, Dipterocarpaceae. The record is from the annotation of a GenBank genome assembly.
ACGCUUUCAGUUUCAGAGGACUGCCGCGAUUUGGGGAGCGAGGAGUAACAGAAAGGCGAGAGAUGAACGGUACAGAAGAAGGAAAGAGAAUGAGAUCCGACAACUGCAAUUCUUUCAUUUUGAGAAAAAUUUGAAGGAUGGGCUCCAGUCGUCUAUUUGCCCGGUGAGGUCAAUUAAGCUGAGGAAUGAAGGUCCUUCAUUUACCUUUAAACAUAAUUAAUUGCAACCACAGCAGCUGCUUGAGCAAAUGCUUUGUACGGUGUCUUCAAAGUCCAAAGCAUCAGCCGAUCGACGUUACUCUCUAAACCAGACUAAUUAUGUAUAUAUGGAGAGGCAUGAAGCAGAUGAAUACGAGAAUGGAGCACCUCUACCGUACUAUGGCAUUAUCAUCUCUGGAAUGUAUAUAUAUAUAUAUACAUAAUGAGAAAGAAAAGAGAGAAAGCCAGAGACCGAAGACUCCAUCAAGUUGCAAAUGUUUAGACAUCACCAUCUACCAUCACUUAAUUGAAAUUUCUCACAAGGAAUGCAACUAACAUCUCAAUGCAGCACCUGCAAGAACCUGAUGAACCAAUGUCAGAGUAAAAUGACAUUCAAGUUGGGUUGAAAUUAGAAGGGCAAUGAUGAGCGAGAACUUAAUUAAUCGUAGGUAAAUAAAAUUGUUGGAGCUGUACGUGGCGUCAAAGUCGCAAGAAAUGGCAGCAAACUUUUACCUUUUGUCAAAGUUUUAGGUGUAUGGCUUUUCUUAUUUCAUGGAUGUAUAUAUCUAGUCAAAUGUUAGGUGAA